AUCAAAAGCAAUUCUUUUUUACACAUUAGGGGAAAAAAAAACUAAAUUUCUCGAGAAAAUGUCGGGUCGUGGAAAGGGAGGAAAAGGUUUGGGCAAAGGAGGAGCGAAGCGUCACAGGAAGGUUCUGAGAGACAACAUCCAAGGAAUCACCAAGCCGGCGAUUCGGAGACUGGCUCGUAGAGGUGGAGUCAAGCGUAUCAGUGGUCUGAUCUACGAGGAGACUCGUGGCGUCCUGAAGAUCUUUCUCGAGAACGUGAUUCGUGACGCUGUUACUUACACCGAGCACGCCAGGAGGAAGACUGUGACCGCCAUGGAUGUUGUUUACGCUCUCAAGAGGCAAGGAAGGACUCUUUACGGAUUCGGCGGUUGAACGGGGGUUUUUUUUUGUGUGUUUGUAGAUCUGUUUCUGAAAAUUAGGUUUCAUGAACUCAUUGUGGGUAUUUUAGUAAAUGUAGUUUCCUUUUUUUGCUAUUUGGCUUUUGUAGUGUGUUUUCAUUUGCAAAAUUCUCAACAAUGGAAUCACAAUUUGGUGAAAAUUCGCUUUAUUACUCGUAUGAUUCGACUUUGUGUUUUUA
This is a messenger RNA of Arabidopsis lyrata subsp. lyrata, 575 nucleotides long. Its product is annotated as histone H4. Gene Ontology annotation, biological process: nucleosome assembly. NCBI's taxonomy places the organism in Eukaryota, Viridiplantae, Streptophyta, Magnoliopsida, Brassicales, Brassicaceae. Gene Ontology annotation, molecular function: protein heterodimerization activity; DNA binding; structural constituent of chromatin. Gene Ontology annotation, cellular component: nucleosome. The record is from RefSeq and is a predicted model, not a curated record. The transcript has a single exon. The coding region runs from base 59 to 370 and encodes 103 amino acids.